AUGUCCUGUGUAAACGUAUCAAAUAGCUCGAUCAGUGCAAGUUUGAUAGGAUAUUAUGUCAAAGGCCUGUCGGCGAUAGAGACGUCACCUGCACAACGCAAGUACGUCUCUACGCGAAUACCAAAUUGGAAUCAACCGCACGCCGCCCUCUGCCGCCCUCCGCUCGCCGCCAGCCGGCGCCCUAAUUGCGGUCCCGGGGGUCGCAAAUUAGUUGCUACAUUCGGAGAAACGAGAACAAACUUACAUCAC
Messenger RNA from Brenthis ino (lesser marbled fritillary), 249 nucleotides. The record is from the annotation of a GenBank genome assembly. NCBI's taxonomy places the organism in Eukaryota, Metazoa, Arthropoda, Insecta, Lepidoptera, Nymphalidae.